AUGUUUCGUCGUCGGUACCGGAUGCAAAAACAUGUUUUCCUUCGAAUCGUUGGAGACCUUUCAUGUAGUGAUAACUACUUCACCCAACGAAUUGAUGCAGCCAAUAAAGAAGGUAUAUCACCGUUAGCAAAAUGUACCACAACAAUGCGAAUGUUAGCAUAUGGUGUGGCAGCAGAUGCGGUCGAUGCAUACAUCAAAAUAGGAAGUAGUACAUCAUUGGAAUGCAUACUUAGAUUCUGCAAAGGAAUCAUACGACUCUAUGAGGAAGUGUAUUUGCGAGCACCAACCCAAGAUGACCUGCAAAGAAUACUACAUGUUAGUGAAAUGCGGGGGUUCCCAGGGAUGAUCGGCAGUAUUGACUGCAUGCACUGGGAGUGGAAAAAUUGUCCUAAAGCAUGGGAAGGUCAAUUUACCAAGGGGGAUAAGGGAACCACCACAGUUAUUCUGGAAGCAGUUGCAUCUCAUGAUCUAUGGAUCUAG
Messenger RNA from Medicago truncatula (barrel medic), 480 nucleotides. RefSeq lists its product as uncharacterized. Bases 1 to 480 code for a protein of 159 amino acids. The record is from RefSeq and is a predicted model, not a curated record. NCBI's taxonomy places the organism in Eukaryota, Viridiplantae, Streptophyta, Magnoliopsida, Fabales, Fabaceae. The transcript has a single exon.